Ilyonectria robusta is the source of this 414-nucleotide messenger RNA. RefSeq lists its product as uncharacterized. The record is from RefSeq and is a predicted model, not a curated record. Lineage: Eukaryota; Fungi; Ascomycota; Sordariomycetes; Hypocreales; Nectriaceae. The transcript has a single exon. The coding region runs from base 1 to 414 and encodes 137 amino acids.
AUGCCCAUCUCCGUCUCUACAAUCCCCUUCCUUUGUCAUAUCCUUAUUGAAACCCCCGCCGCCCUCACUUUUAUCCUUCGUCCCUCCUCCCACGUAUCGCCGCUACCUCCAUCCGCCGGCCUCCUCCUCCAGUCUCUCGGCGGCCUCCUCCUCGCCUCCAACCUCAUCGCCCUCAUCUUCGUCCGUCGCCCCCUCGAUGAUGUCGCUCGCCACGUUGCCCUCGCCCUCGCCUUCUGGCACAUGUGGCCCUGCUACCGUGCCGUCGUUCGCCUGAGCCGCCGCGCUGACGGCGAGAUUAGGAGUGGAGAAGAAGCUGCAACAGGCAAAACAUUGGGUGGCCCAGCAGUACAUUUACUUAUUCACUCAGUGCUGCUUGUCAUGUUCCUAGGCACGUGGAUGCUUGGGGAUGUUUAA